This is a messenger RNA of Dentiscutata erythropus, 2492 nucleotides long. Lineage: Eukaryota; Fungi; Glomeromycota; Glomeromycetes; Diversisporales; Gigasporaceae. The record is from the annotation of a GenBank genome assembly.
CGUCACGUACUUAUGGCCAAGCAGAUUAUUUCCCUUUAGAUAAAGUUUGUUCUUAUGAUGACGGCACAUUGUUAAUCGGUGCUCUUAAUAAAUCUGCCCUUGUAAAAUACUAUUCAGAUAUACACAUUCUUUUUACAAAUGGGUCGAUUGCUAACAUUAGUCUUUCAAACAUCAAACAUCAAGAAAAUUGGACAGUUUUUCAAUAUAAUGUCUUAGAGCCGAAUUUUAUAUUUCUUUUGUACCAGCAAUCGAACGGUGUUCAGACUAAUUUAAGUUGGACUAUAAUUGACUGGUCUGGAAAUAUUUUGUUAGAGCCGGAAAUGGGAUUUUUGGUGGCACAAACGAAUUAUACUUUUUUAGAAUGGACAAAAUAUAGUUCUCCAUUGAAUGGGAACAUUUCAAUUAUUUCAAAAGGUUACAUUCCCUUUCCCCAAGGUGCUCAGGCUUAUACCUAUACUUAUCUUGCAAGUUUUUUUACACUCAUACCAUUUCAAAGAGUGGAUGGUGGUUAUGGCGUGGCAUAUUGUUUGUCAAGUGGUCAGACUAAUGUUAUCUCUGCCGUUUUGGUGCAUGUGGCGUUUAUUCCAAACACUAAUGAUAGUGAAGUUAUUACUCCAUUUCAAAUAUACGAAACAAGAAAUACUUCUAAUGUUGUAAUGUUAGGUUCAUGCCAAUCAAGGCAUGACUCUAAAGGAAACGAUUGCUUAAUCUAUGAAGUAACCGGAAAUGGUAAUGGAUCUCUUCCAACUCCGGGGAUAACAAUGUUGUCAUUUCCAUCAUCUGGAUCAGUGACGAAUGAUACACAAAUAUCACUACCCCAAACGACUCCAAAUCAAUCGAUUGUUUUUUAUAAAUACUUUCCUUUGUAUUAUGGUGGUUUUCUUGUCGUUAAAUUUUAUCUCGCCUCUAAUGUUACAGUUGGAGUAUCAGGUUACUUGAGUGAUGAUCAACUAUCUAAGUUUGAUUUGUGGAAAAUGCCCGACCCUAUAACAAUAAAUAUUAUGGAUGUUUAUGAACGAUUUUCUCUCGGACUCUUGCAAAAUAAUACGUUUUGGAUAGCUGUGCAAGGCUUAAAUUGGACAAUAUUUAGUUUAGAUAUGCCACGCUAUUACAAUGAUUCCAUAUUUCAAAACGUUUUGAUCAUGUCAUCUUUUCCGGAAAAUAAUCAGACUUUAGGCCUUCGUUUCACAGAUUCUCUCAAUAUUACUUAUAGGAAUCCUAUCUCGAAAUCAUUAGGAAAUAUUUCCAUUUAUCAACUAUAUGAUAAUGAUACUAAACUAAGGCAAACUUAUUCUGGAUCGUAUUGUUCAGUUCUUAAUGAUAAAGUAACAAUAAGCUGUGAAAUUUUGUCAAGCACUUUCAAUGUUCCCAAUACUUCUUAUUUGAUAUCUAUAGACAAUGGAUUUGUUAAAGAUUUUGGGUCACAAGAACAAAUACGUGGUAUUUCGAAUGGUUCGUGGAAAAUUAAAACAGAACCUAUAAAACUUCCAAAUAUGUAUGGAGAUUCGCUUGUUGGAACUUUACGGUUGUCUGAAGAUGGAACAAUUUAUUACAAUAAUUUAACAUCUGAUCAACAAUCAUUGUUUAGAGACCGUUUAAGUGAAGAACUUGCUCAAAGUAUUCCCAUAGACUCUUCAAGGUUAUCUUUUGGACGUGUUAAUUUUGAUCCAGACACUCCAAAAGGACAGCUAUUGUUUGAAUUGAAUGUCUUUGGUACAAAUGACCUAUUUCAACCAAAUAUAGAUCAGAUAAUGGAUGAUUUAAAUGUAUUGAUAAAAAAUAAAUAUAUUACUGUUCUUUCAAAACUUCCACAUACCAGUUAUAUUGAUGAAACAUAUCCAUUUACAUUAAAUUCAAACUUUUUCAAUGAAAUCAGAGAUAAAUGGUUUAUAUAUGUAGCAGUAUUUAUAGCCUCGAUCAUUCUUUUUUUCGUUGCAGAAGGUAUACACACAUACGCAAGCCAAGAACAUUGUAUACAAUGGUUAGGACAAAAUAAUUGCGUAAAAUCGCAGGGCUAUAAAGAUUGCGUUCAUGAUCCAGAAUGUAUUGAUACACAAGCAUGUAUCAAAAAUGAUUUUUUUGAUCAGUGUAACACAUAUUCCUUCUUCACAAUGGUUUUAAGCGUCUUUAAUCUGGUCGCCAAUAUUUUGUUUGUUGUAACACGAGUAAAAGACGUUCCAUCCCUUAAUAUUCCAAGUGUUGUAAUUUUGACCGUUGGCAUUAGUUUGAACGUAAUAUAUACAUUUAUAGUUUUGACUAAAGAAUUGCCAAAUCAUUAUUACAAUGAAUGGAUCGGCAAUAAAAAAUUUGUUGUUGCUGCUUUUUUUGCAAUGUUAGCAACCUCAGAUGUUGAAGUACUAUUGGUUUUAAAUUCUCAUUUUUGCGGCCUCGAAAUAUUUAAUGCCCCAUUUUCGAAAAAAGCGAGGGAAUUCAUAUUUAGGUCCAAGAUUUCAAUUAUUGUUCUUUAUACAAUACCAUGGUUAGUUAUUCAA